CGGUGAGGAAGUGUUGUGAAGUGUCGGCUUCGGUUUUCUCUCCGUCGGUGAGAAGAAACCCAUCUUCCCAGUUUUUAUUGCGGGAGCUUGGUCUUUCAGGAGAGUUCCCUGACGCUGGAGCUUUGAGGAAAGGGAAUAGGCUUUGUAUCCAGAAGGGGGUCCUGUCCCUAACCUUGACCGGGCCGGUCUCUGUGUGUAUGGGGUCAGGGUCGAUUCGGAGGAAUCCAGGUCCAAAUCUGCCUCAUAUGCUGCUUCUCUUUGGGACCAGUGAAGUCUCCCGUUAGUCUAUCAGGCUCAUGUGGCUUGAAGGACAGGACUAAUUUUGACCAUUCUAUUGUUUUUGACCCUUGUUCUGACUUAAGUUUGAUUUACGGUAGAGAGAAGAAACGACUGCGUCUGGACUAGUAGGUCGCACACUAAUGAAAGUGUCCUUCAGAAGAUCUUAAAGAGCAGAAAACAAUUUGAUCAGUGCAAAACAGCCCUCUGAGUUUGGAAUGAUAAUGACAGAAUCGGGGGAGAUUAUAGACUUGGACCCUCCAGCUGAGACUUCACAAGAGCAAGAAGACCUUCUAAUAGUGAAAGUGGAAGAAGAAGACUGCACCUGGAUGCAGGAGUACAAUCCGUCAAUGUUUGAGUCUUUUUACCAGCGCUUUAAGCACUUCCAGUACCAUGAGGCAUCAGGACCCCGGGAGGCACUCAGCCAGCUCAGGGUGCUCUGCUGUGAGUGGCUGAGGCCUGAGCUGCACACCAAGGAGCAAAUCCUAGAGCUGCUGGUUUUGGAGCAGUUUCUGACCAUCCUUCCUGAAGAGCUCCAGACCUGGGUGAGAGAACAUCACCCGGAAAAUGGAGAAGAGGCUGUGGCUGUGGUAGAAAAUAUGCAGAGGGAACUAGAGGAACACAGACAACAGGUACACUGUGGAGAUUUCCUGCCACUCCAGCAAAGAGAAGCAGUAUCCAGUGUGUUAACCUGGAGAAGACAGUCUGCGAUUUUAUUUAUUUUUAAAAUUACUGUAUUUAUUUUUUGAGUGACAUGAUACAAAAUUCGAAAGGUACAUAAGGUUGUAAUGAAAAAUUGUGGCAUGCCCUGAAGGCCUUUCUCAGAAGAUGGUGCAACCAGGAGCUAUGCAGGAGUCCUUCAGUCACCAGCUCCUGUCUCUGGACCCCCAGCCUGAACAAGAGCCACAGAAGCCUCAUCUGGAAGAAAAUGCCCUUUCUGCUUUCCAAGUUUCUUCCCUUCCCUUGAAGGACAGCCAGGAGCUGACAGCCUCACUUGUCUCAGCUGGGUCCCAGAAGUUGGUGAAAAUUGAAGAUGUGGCUGAUGUGGCUGUUUCCUUCAUCCUGGAGGAAUGGGGACAUUUGGACCAGUCCCAGAAGUCUCUCUAUAGGGAUGGCAGGAAGGAGAAUUAUGAGAGUAUUACCUCCAUGGAUUAUGAGUCCAGGAGUAACAAUAUGGAACUUAUAGUAAAGCAGAUUUCUGAUGAAGCCAAAUCACACUGGAUGACAUCAGGAUGUACUGAAAGAAAUGUUCCCCAAAGUCAAGAGUUUGGAGAAGUUAGUGACCUUCACAGCAUGGUAGAAAGGUGGCAGGUGAACACCAGUGUAGGAAAGUCAAGGCAGAACCGUUCCCAGAAAGGAGAUCUUGGUGCCAUCACAGACAUUAACCAUAAGCAAAACACGAAUGCCGAGAGAGGUCACAAAUGUAAUGAUUGUGGUAAAUUUUUCCUUCAAGCUUCAAACUUUAUUCAACAUCGGCGAAUCCACACUGGAGAAAAACCAUUUAAGUGUGGUGAAUGCGGGAAAAGCUAUAAUCAGCGUGUGCACCUUACUCAGCAUCAGCGAGUCCACACUGGUGAGAAACCCUAUAAGUGUCAGGUGUGUGGAAAAGCCUUCCGUGUGAGCUCCCACCUUGUCCAGCAUCACAGUGUGCACAGCGGAGAGAAACCCUAUGGAUGUACUGAAUGUGGGAAAAACUUCGGUCGGCACUCUCACCUGAUUGAGCACCUGAAGCGUCACUUCAGAGAGAAAUCUCAAAGAUGCAGUGACAAAAGAAGUAAGAAUACAAAGUUGAAUGUUAAGAAAACUUCAGAAUUCUCAGAAGCAGACAUGGAACUAUCUGAAAGAAUAAAAAAAAAUGUUUUUCAAGUUCAAGAUUUUGGAGAAGACAAGUUGGAUAGAAAGCAGGGACUUCCUAUGAAAGAGAUACUAGGACAACCAUCUUCAAAGAGGAUAAAUUUCAAUGAAGUCACAUAUGUCCAUAAAAAGUCCUCCACAGGAGAGAGACCACAUAAGUGUAAUGAAUGUGGGAAAAGUUUUAUUCAGAGUGCCCAUCUUAUUCAACAUCAGCGAAUACACACCGGGGAGAAACCAUUUAGGUGUGACGACUGUGGGAAAAGCUAUAAUCAACGUGUACACUUAACUCAACAUCAGCGAGUCCACACUGGUGAAAAACCCUAUACCUGUCAUUUAUGUGGGAAAGCGUUUAGAGUGAGGUCCCAUCUUGUUCAGCAUCAGAGUGUUCACAGUGGGGAGAGACCAUUUAAAUGUAAUGAGUGUGGGAAAGGCUUUGGGAGGCGUUCACACCUUGCUGGGCAUCUUAGACUUCACUCUAGAGAGAAAUCCCAUCAGUGUCAUGAAUGUGGAGAAAUCUUUUUUCAGUAUGUUAGCCUCAUUGAACAUCAGGUACUCCACGUGGGUCAGAAAAAUGAAAAAAAUGGCAUUUGUGAGGAAGCAUAUAGUUGGAAUUUAACAGUGAUUGAAGAUAAGAAGAUUGAGUUACAAGAGCAGCCUUACAAGUGUGAUAUAUGUAGCAAAGCCUUUACUUAUAGUUCUGACCUUAUUCAGCAUUAUAGAACUCACACGGCAGAGAAAACCUGUAAAGGUGAUAUAUGUAGAGAAAACGGCCAAUGUUCCCAUAUAAAACAACGUCAAAAAACCUAUUCCAACAUGAAAUCCCAUCAAUGUAAUGAAUGUGGCAGAGGCUUCACUCUGAAGUCACAUCUUAACCAACAUCAGAGAAUUCAUACUGGUGAGAAACCCUUUCAAUGCAAAGAAUGUGGAAUGAGUUUCAGCUGGAGUUGUAGCCUCUUUAAACAUAUGAGAAGUCAUGAGAGGACAGAUCCCUUAAAUACUUUAAGUGUAUAGAUAUUUGUGUUGUAGUACAGCUCUUGUUCAAUUUAGAGAAGACUUUCUGAAGAGAAACCCUACUCCAAUAUUGAAUGUAGUAACAACUUCAAGCAAUUUCUCUAGCUUAACCAUCAAACCUACAGAUAUGUUGAAAUCCUUCAGUUAAAACUUAGGACCACUGGGGAACACUAAAUAGGUAAUCUGUUUGCUUUUACCAAGGAGAAAUAUUUUCAUUAGCAUCUUCAUUCUUGAGAAUGUAGGUGAAAGUGAACCCGUGGAUAUGGUGGGUGAAGGAAAGCCUUCAGAUGGCACUUAUUUGAGUCGUAGAACACUGACACCGGAAAAAUCCUCAUGAAUACAACAGAAAUAAGCUUUAUUUGUUGUUCCUGCCUUGUUUGAUAGCUUAUCUAUUCCGGGAAGGGCACAGGUAAAAAACUCUUCAGCAUGAUACCCCUUUUGAUACCUCAGCAAUGAACCUUUCCUAGAAAUGAUUAUCCUACCCAGUAGAAGGUUCCAGUCAUUGUUCUCAUCAUAAGUAUUAAAGUAUUGAAGAAAACUGACUUAAGGUAUUUAUAUUUUGGCAAAAUUGGUGUUCAGAGGCUGAACAGUAUAUGUUCCUUACUGUCCUAUUCAAUUGACAACUUCUCCAUGAAACACUUAAAAAAUUCUACUAACAUCAGGUUAGCUAUUAGAAAGAGGAGUUAAGUUUGUCAAUCUAGGAGAAACUGUUGGCUAGUCACAUCUCAAGGAGAGGGGAGUGGGCCUCUAGGGAAUAGAGAAGACAAGCCAAAUGGUGGACUUGGGUUUUUUUUUUUUUUUUUUUCCCUCUAUUACCCACAAGAAUGAGGGUGGCUACAUCCAUAGAAGGAAUUGGACCAACUUGAAUUCAGAAUCAUGGUCCAAGCAGUAUGUGCACUACUAAUUCCCAGUUGUUCUGGAGGUAGAUCCCAUAGGUUAAUGGCAUGUAGAAGGAUUUUCAAUCUGUAUUACAGAUUUGAAAGAAACCUAUAAGAGCAGGGAAGCUAUUGUCUGGUUAGGCCUGCCUAAUCGGCAGGUCUGGGUAAGAGUUGUGGGAGAAGGAAGAUGGCAUGGAAAAAAGGGUUAACCUGAGCCUGUUUGCUAGAGCAAGAGAAUGAGCUUCUGGGUGCUGCUGAAGUCUUGCUUCUGCUGAUUGCCUAGUGUAUAAUAAACACCCAGUAAAAACUUGU
Phyllostomus discolor (pale spear-nosed bat) is the source of this 4331-nucleotide messenger RNA. It is a transcript of the gene ZKSCAN5, whose product is annotated as zinc finger with KRAB and SCAN domains 5. Gene Ontology annotation, biological process: regulation of transcription by RNA polymerase II. The transcript has 8 exons. Lineage: Eukaryota; Metazoa; Chordata; Mammalia; Chiroptera; Phyllostomidae. The record is from RefSeq and is a predicted model, not a curated record. Gene Ontology annotation, molecular function: DNA-binding transcription factor activity, RNA polymerase II-specific; RNA polymerase II cis-regulatory region sequence-specific DNA binding. Bases 1105 to 3141 code for a protein of 678 amino acids.